GCAGAACGAUGUGCGAUUCGUAUUGCCGACCGUCCGACAGCAAGAAGAUCGUCCGUUAUAAUAUUAUCGCAAUAAAAUUUACGUUUUAAUUAUCUYAUUGGAUUAAGAUUUUCACCACUCACUGAAGCCAUGUUGUUGAAGAUAACGCCGUUUUUGGCGGCGGUGAUUUUUUGCUGCGCGGCAGUUACAGUAAACGUAGCGGACAAAUCAACAGAGAUACCAAUCGACAAACGGAGCACAGCCAAUGGUUACGGCUCUUACGCUGGUGGUUAUGUUCCAACGGUAGAUUACGGUGCRGCGGCCGGACAAGAAGGCAUUGCGGCCUACCAAUACUCUGCAGCGGCCCCGAUCACCACCGGCCAAUACGCUGCGGUUCCGGCUGCUGCAUCCAUCGGUGCCUUAGUGGUGCCCACCAACCAGCUGUUCUACCCGCAGCAACAAACGUAUGGAUACUCGUCAGCUCCAGCUUACGCUGCCCCGCUGACUUCAGUGGCUUAUAGUGCCUAUCCGGCCACGAAUUAUGGCUUCCAGUCACCCACUUACAGUGGCAGUCAAUCUGCUGUUUAUGGUGCCGGUCAGUCAGCGGCUUAUGAUGCUGGUCAGUCGGCCGCUUACGGCGCCGGCCAGUCGGUCACUUAUGGUUCCGGUCAAUUGGCUGCUUAUGGCGCCGGCCAAUCGGCCACAUCUUACGGUUCCGGUCAAUCGGCUGCCACCGCUGCUUACAGCUCACCACAGAUCGCUUCAUAUAGUGCAUCGUCUUCGACACCAUAUAAACCAGGACCCGUGACUUUCGGCAAACCAGAAGCUGAUUUGCAAACCAACUUGCCACCAUCGUACCAAACGUCCCCGGGACUUGGAAAAUACGUUUCUUCGUCUUUCAAGACCAACAAGUAUCCGUCGUACUCGCCAUCUUCUUACCCGUCAACGUCUAGUGAAUACUACGCAGCACAGCAGUCAUCGUCGUAUGGGUCACCUUCCAAACCCGGUAGUUACCCAUCCUCUGUGUACCCGUCUGAAAAUUCGUACAACAAAUUCAAGUAUUUGCCACAAAGUUCGUUGUAUGGCGGAUCAUCAUACAAACCAUCCCCAUCUGCCCAUUACAAGCCAUCAUCGCCAUACGAUGCGUUCGCYCCAUCUUACGGACAAUCUUCGUCCUACUCGUCUUCACCACAAAAGUACGGUAGUUCCCCCUCAUAUAGUGGUAGCUCUCACUCAUAUGGUGGUAGCUCCCUCUCAUAUGGUGGCAGCUCUCCCUCAUAUGGUGGUAGCUCUCCCUCGUAUGGUGGUAGCUCUCCUUCGUAUGGUGGUAGCUCUCCCUCGUAUGGUGGUAGCUCUCCUUCGUAUGGUGGCAGCUCUCCCUCAUAUGGUGGUAGCUCUCCCUCGUAUGGUGGUAGCUCUCCUUCGUAUGGUGGUAGCUCUCACUCGUAUGUUGGUAGCUCUCCCUCGUACAUUGGAAGUUCUCCUUCGUACAGUAGUUCGUCAUUAUACGCUGAUAACUCUCACUCACAUAGUGGUAGCUCUCACUCAUAUGGUGGUAGCUCUCCCUCAUAUGGCGGUAGCUCUCCCUCGUACGGUGGAAGUUCUCCUUCGUACAGUAGUAGUUCGUCAUUAUACACUGGUAGCUCUCCCUCUUACAGUGGUACGUCUUCUUUGUAUGGUUCAUCAUCCCCGUAUAAACCGUCGUAUGGAUCAUCAUCUUACAAAUCAUCAUCCCCGUACAAGGCGCCAUACAGCAGCUCCGGUCCAUCAUAUGAACCGUCAUCCCCUUACAAAUUGUCCCCAUAUUCUGGUGGAUCGUCCUAUGAAGGAUCUUCAUCCGGUUCAUUCAAACCAAUAACUUCUUCCUAUUCUCAGAGUGAAUAUGAAUCACCGUCAUCUUCUCUUUACAGUUCUAAGCCAAGUUCAUACGACUACAGUUCUAAAUAUUGACACUAAUACAAUGUUCCUUUUUAGAUAAAUUAAUUUGUAUGAUAAAAGACGUUUAGAUUGUAUGUUUAAAUUAGAAACUUGUGUUUUUUUUUAUCAAUCAUACAAUUAAGUUACUCUUGAACUGUUAAAAAAUUUUAAAUAUGCUAGUUCACAAAUAUUUGUUUUUGUAUUAAUAUUAAGUGCUUUAUUUAAAUUACAUUUAUGAAUUA
This is a messenger RNA of Diuraphis noxia (Russian wheat aphid), 2138 nucleotides long. RefSeq lists its product as uncharacterized. The record is from RefSeq and is a predicted model, not a curated record. Lineage: Eukaryota; Metazoa; Arthropoda; Insecta; Hemiptera; Aphididae.